AUGGCAUCUUCACUUUCUCGCGUCGUUGGCCGAGUGCCGAAGACGCUAGGCCGUCAUCAAUUGCCCUUCACAGCGUCAGUCUCGUGCUCCCGGCAUAUGAGCACCACCUCCCGACGAGCUGCCGAACCUCAACCCUACCAAGCGACGAGACUGAUCCCGACUGAUCCCGCAUUUGCGCACCUUGCAAACAAGGCAGGUCCCCCAAGUGCUGAGAAAGGUGCGGCUUUAGAGUCCACAAGUGAUACCGGCAAUCGCAAGAUACGCCACUAUACCGUGAACUUUGGCCCGCAACAUCCAGCCGCGCACGGCGUGUUGCGUUUGAUCCUGGAACUCAAUGGCGAAGAAAUCGUUCGCGCCGACCCUCACGUCGGUCUCUUGCAUCGUGGCACAGAGAAAUUGAUCGAGUACAAGACAUACAUGCAAGCUCUGCCUUACUUCGACCGCUUAGAUUAUGUUUCCAUGAUGACCAACGAGCAAUGUUACUCGCUGGCUGUUGAGAAACUCCUCAAUAUUGAAAUUCCGGAUCGCGCUAAAUGGAUCCGAACAUUGUUUGGAGAAAUCACACGUAUUUUGAACCAUCUUAUGUCUGUCCUUUCUCAUGCCAUGGACGUCGGCGCCCUUACACCCUUUUUGUGGGGUUUCGAAGAGCGAGAAAAGCUUAUGGAAUUCUACGAGCGUGUUUCUGGUGCUCGUUUGCAUGCUGCAUACGUGCGACCCGGCGGCGUUUCGCAAGAUCUUCCUCUUGGUUUGCUUGAUGAUAUCUAUCAAUGGGCAACCCAAUUCGGCGAUCGUAUUGACGAAACGGAGGAACUACUGACAGAUAACCGUAUCUGGAAAGCUAGAACACAAGGAGUUGGUGUUGUCAGCGCUGCAGAUGCCCUCAACAUGAGCUUCACUGGUGUCAUGCUUCGGGGCUCUGGCGUGCCAUGGGAUAUCCGCAAAUCCCAGCCAUACGAUGCCUACGGCCAAGUCGAGUUUGAUGUUCCAGUGGGUGUGAACGGUGACUGCUAUGACCGAUAUCUCUGCCGUAUGGAGGAAUUCCGUCAAUCCCUCCGUAUUAUUCACCAAUGUUUGAACAAGAUGCCGGCCGGCCCAGUCAAGGUUGAAGACUACAAGAUCAGCCCGCCCCCUCGUGCUGCCAUGAAGGAGAACAUGGAAGCCUUGAUUCACCACUUUUUGCUCUUCACCAAGGGAUACUCUGUCCCCCCCGGUGAGACAUACUCGGCUAUCGAAGCCCCCAAGGGUGAAAUGGGUGUAUUCAUUGUCAGCGAUGGCAGCGAACGCCCAUACCGCUGCAAGAUCCGUGCCCCUGGAUUCGCCCACCUUGGAGGUUUCGAUCAGGUUUCCCGAGGCCAUUUACUCGCUGACGCCGUGGCCAUCAUUGGUACUAUGGAUUUGGUGUUCGGUGAAGUCGACCGAUAA
Talaromyces atroroseus is the source of this 1422-nucleotide messenger RNA. RefSeq names its product NADH-ubiquinone oxidoreductase subunit, mitochondrial. Gene Ontology annotation, molecular function: quinone binding; NADH dehydrogenase (ubiquinone) activity; NAD binding. The transcript has 2 exons. Bases 1 to 1422 code for a protein of 473 amino acids. Gene Ontology annotation, biological process: mitochondrial electron transport, NADH to ubiquinone. The record is from RefSeq and is a predicted model, not a curated record. NCBI's taxonomy places the organism in Eukaryota, Fungi, Ascomycota, Eurotiomycetes, Eurotiales, Trichocomaceae.